Messenger RNA from Strongylocentrotus purpuratus (purple sea urchin), 1347 nucleotides. Its product is annotated as kinetochore protein spc24-like. The record is from RefSeq and is a predicted model, not a curated record. Bases 101 to 736 code for a protein of 211 amino acids. The transcript is spliced from 6 exons. Lineage: Eukaryota; Metazoa; Echinodermata; Echinoidea; Camarodonta; Strongylocentrotidae.
CUGUUCUCGUUAUUCGACCAAUCAGAGUUCCAGAAAUUAAGUCUUGUCUGAGCGCCCGACUUGAAAAAAAAUUGACAUCGGCGUUUCAUCUACUUUUGAAAUGGUGAACAUGGCGUCAGUUGAGGGUAUAGUGGAUUGCCUCCUCCAGGGUCAGCUUGAGACGGCCAUGGACAACAUCCAUGACAUUCUGACCCAGCCAGAAGAGGUCAACGGAAUCAAGGAGUUCAGUAUUCUGAUCCAAGAAGCUGCCAGGCAGGAGGAGAUCCAUCGGUCUCAUAUCAAGGAUGUACUCAAAGCUUACAUAUCGAUGAAAAACAACAUGGAGUCGGUGAUAGCUGAAGAUAAGUCCGCUGAUGCGAUAGGUGAAGAGAUCAACCUACUACAGACACAGCAUCAGAAAGCAUUGCAGACAUCUGAGGCAGCCAAGGAACAAUGUCAAGCAUUGAACGAAGAACGAGAAAAGAUGCAUGCCGAACAGGAGGCGCUGAGUCAGAAGAGAGAGACGGUGAAAGAAGAUACGACACAAGUUCUCCCCAAAACGAGAUAUAAUGUCAGUCUCUAUAGCUGCAUCACAGGCAUCAAGUGGGACUACGAUUGUAAACCAGACGAAAUCAAAGGAUAUGUGAGCACCUCAAAGGACGUCAGGCCCUUCUCGCUAGAUUGCAAACAGCAUUCCAAGUUCUUUACCACAAACUAUCUGUGGGACUUGGUUGAAGCAGCCGUUGAGGCCAAAUGAUUUUUUUUUAAAGUUUAAAGUUUAUUUAUUCCACAUUUUGCAUUAAAAAAACAGUUUAUAUUCUUCUUUUUUUUUUUUAUACAAGAGUAUAUUAUAUAAGAGUAGAUUUCACACAAGAAAAAAAAGAAAAAAAUUACAGAUAUCAAAUCGAGUAUAAUGUACGCAAAAUAAGUACGAAAAUUUCGAAAUAUGUAGAUGUAACAGGCAAGGUAAAACAAUGUAAAAUGUGGGGAGCCUAUUAAAUAAAAAGCAUAGCUUGUAUGUGAAUAGGCUCCCGUACUGAGUAACAAAGUAUAGUAGAUCUGAAUUUAAAAGGUAUUUUAAGAGGCGAAAAACGGAGUAGUAUAGUAUGAGAUUCUAGAGAAAAGCGUGGUUGUACUAAAAAUGUUCAGUUUAUACUUGCUCCAUGAACAAUUUCUGUUUACACCAAUGAGCUUGGAAUCCUAGGAAAGGGGGGGGGAGUCAGAAUAUAUUGUGUACACAAGCCAGGCCACAGGUUUUCCAAAACCUACUAAACAACUUUUUUUCCAUUGGUCGAAGUCACACCCUUUUCCAGAUUUUUCAAGCUUUUUCCUGGAAAAAUUUACCCUCUAAACAAGUUUAACCCCCUC